GGAGAGGAGCGCGCGGCCUUUUGCACCGGAGCGUCACCGGAGCGUCACCGUGAAGCGCGUACCGGGCUGCGGAGCCCCGAGAGCCGAGACCAGAGCCCCGAGACACCCGAGACACCCGCCACACCCGCCCCGACACCCCCGACACCGGCCCGACACAAGCCGCACGCAGGCCCCACGCUCCGGACCCGAACUGCCCGUCUGAACCGCCCCGACCCGCCUCGAGGACCGACACCCGGCAGCAGCUCCUCCCUCCCGAGAGAACCACCGCAGCGGCCGCGAUGGAGCUCAUCACGAUCCUGGAGAAGACGGUCUCCCCCGACCGAAAUGAACUGGAGGCGGCACAGAAGUUUCUGGAGCAGGCGGCCAUGGAAAACCUGCCGCUGUUCCUGGUGGAGCUGUCCAAGGUCCUGGCGAACCCCGGGAACACUCAGGUGGCUCGAGUCGCCGCCGGGCUCCAGAUCAAAAACUCGGUCACGUCCAAAGACCCGGAGCUGAAGGCGCAGUAUCAGCAGCGCUGGCUCGCCAUCGACGCCAACGCCAGGAAGGAGAUCAAGAAAUACGUGCUGCAGACCCUGGGCACGGAGAACUACCGCCCGAGCUCGGCGUCUCAGUGUGUGGCGGGAAUCGCCUGCGCAGAAAUCCCCGUGAACCAGUGGCCCGACCUGAUCCAGGAACUGGUCAAGAACAUGACCAACCCCCAGAGCCAGAGCACGGAGCACAUGAGGGAGAGCACGCUGGAGGCCAUCGGCUACAUCUGCCAGGACAUCGACCCCGAGCACCUGCAGGAAAAGGCCAAUCAGAUCCUGACGGCGAUUAUCCAGGGCAUGAGGAAAGAAGAACCAAGCAACAACGUGAAGCUCGCCGCCACCAACGCCCUCCUCAACUCUCUGGAGUUCACCAAGGCCAACUUCGACCGAGAGUCGGAGCGUCACUUCAUCAUGCAGGUCGUGUGUGAGGCCACUCAGUGUCCAGACACCAGGGUGCGUGUGGCGGCUCUUCAGAACCUGGUGAAGAUCAUGUCUCUGUAUUAUCAGUACAUGGAGACUUACAUGGGCCCCGCGCUCUUCGCCAUCACGAUUGAGGCGAUGAAGAGCGACAUUGAUGAAGUGGCUCUACAGGGGAUCGAGUUCUGGUCCAACGUUUGUGACGAGGAGAUGGACCUGGCCAUCGAGGCAUCUGAGGCCUCGGAGCAGGGACGCCCCCCGGAGCACACCAGCAAGUUCUACGCCAAAGGAGCCCUACAAUACCUGGUGCCCAUCCUCACCCAGACCCUCACCAAACAGGACGAGAACGACGAUGAUGACGACUGGAACCCGUGUAAGGCGGCGGGCGUGUGCCUCAUGCUGCUCGCCACCUGCUGCGAGGACGACGUGGUUCCUCACGUUCUGCCCUUCAUCAAAGAGAACAUCAAACACCCCGACUGGAGGUACCGCGACGCCUCCGUCAUGGCCUUUGGCUCCAUCCUGGAAGGACCUGAGCUCAACCACCUCAAACCCAUCAUUAUACAGGGGAUGCCGACGAUGAUCGAGCUGAUGAAGGACCCGUCGGUGGUGGUGCGGGACACGACGGCCUGGACCGUGGGGAGGAUCUGUGAGCUGAUGCCCGAGGCGGCGAUAAACGACAUGUACCUGGCUCCUCUGCUGCAGUGUCUGAUCGACGGACUGAGCGCCGAGCCGCGGGUCGCCUCCAACGUCUGCUGGGCGUUCUCGUCUCUGGCUGAAGCUGCGUACGAGGCGACAGAAGCAGCGGAGGAGCAGGAGGAGCCGGCCACCUACUGUCUGUCCUCCACCUUUGAGCUCAUCGUGGAGAAACUUCUGGAGACCACAGACCGACCGGACGGGCAUCAGAAUAACCUUCGCUCGGCGGCGUACGAGGCCCUGAUGGAGAUCGUGAAGAACAGCGCUAAAGAUUGUUACCCGGCGGUGCAGAAAAUCACACUGGUGAUCAUGGAGCGGCUCAGACACGUCCUGCAGAUGGAGUCUCACAUCCAGAGCACGUCCGACCGGAUGCAGUACAACGACCUGCAGUCCCUCCUCUGCGCCACGCUCCAGAACGUUCUGCGGAAGGUGCAGCACCAGGACGCCCUCCACAUCUCCGACGUCGUCAUGGAGAGUCUGCUCAGAAUGUUCCAGAGCACGGCGGGCUCUGGGGGCGUGCAGGAGGACGCGCUCAUGGCUGUGUCCACGCUGGUCGAAGUUUUGGGAGCAGAUUUUCAGAAGUAUAUGGAUGCCUUCGAACCGUUCCUCGUGAUCGGACUGAAGAACCACGCAGAGUACCAGGUUUGCCUGGCGGCCGUGGGGUUGGUGUGCGACCUGUGCAGAGCGCUCAUGUCCAAUAUUCUGCCGUACUGCGACAAGAUCAUGAACCUGCUGCUGGAGAACCUCAGGAACCAGGACGUCCAUCGGUCCGUGAAGCCUCAGAUCCUGUCCGUGUUCGGGGACAUCGCUCUGGCCAUCGGGGGAGAGUUUAAGAAGUACCUGGCCGUGGUGCUGGACACGCUGGACCAGGCCUCACAGGCGCAGGUGGACAAGACGGACUAUGACAUGGUGGAUUACCUGAACGAGCUGAGGGAGGGCUGUCUGGAGGCCUACACCGGGAUCAUCCAGGGCCUGAAGGGCGACCAGGAGAACGUCAUCCACCCGGACGUGAUGCUGAUGCAGCCUCGUGUGCCCUUCAUUCUCUCCUUCAUCGAUCACAUCGCCAUGGACGAAGAUCAUUCAGACGGAGUCGUGGCGAACUCCGCCGGACUCAUCGGGGACAUGUGUGUGGCGUUUGGGAAGGACGUGGGGAAACUCGUGGACGAUCUUCCCAGAAUCAACGAACUUCUGACUGAAGGACGACGCUCGAAAACCCAGAAAACCAAGACUCUGGCAGGAUGGGCCACGAAGGAGCUGCGCAAGCUCAAGACGCAGGCCUGAUCGGGGGGGUGGAGCUUGUGGACAGCGGUGUUUUCCUAUUGGUUCCUGUGGGGCCGCGUGCCCCCUGCGCGGCCUCUGAUUGGUGGAGCCGAGCAGCAGCGUGUGUGUGUGUGAGAGCGACUGACGACGGAUGAUGACAUCACACCACCUUCGGUUUCCGCAGCGACGACCCCUGACCCCGCCGCACGACCUCGACAUUUGAGACGAAGGAAAUAAAAGACUGUGGACGUUUCCGUGGCACCGGAGCUUCUUUAGUUUGGUCCGAGCGGCGGCGAGCGCGGCGGCGAGCGCGGCGCCGUGCCAAACGCCGCUCGCUGUCGGCCAUGUUAAUAAAUAAUAAGAGUUUGUACCAGGUUCUAUUUUUCCAUGUGUGAUGAAAAUAAAAACGUAACAUUCCCAA
Molecule: messenger RNA, 3318 nt
Organism: Boleophthalmus pectinirostris (great blue-spotted mudskipper)
Lineage: Eukaryota; Metazoa; Chordata; Actinopteri; Gobiiformes; Gobiidae
Gene: kpnb1
Product: karyopherin (importin) beta 1
Exons: 22
Coding region: 279-2918 (879 amino acids)
Biological process (GO): protein import into nucleus
Cellular component (GO): cytoplasm; nucleus
Molecular function (GO): nuclear import signal receptor activity; small GTPase binding
Source: RefSeq, a predicted model, not a curated record